GUCCUCUGACGGAGGUCUUCGCUAUACGGGGUGGUCGCACUCUACUACCAUGUGACGUCACACCCUCUACACCAGGGGACGCUCCUAUCCUCGUGCUCUUCUACAACGGAGCCACCGGCCUUCCUAUAUACAGUAUCGACGCCCGCUCGGGACCGCUCGGGAGGUCGAUCCACUGGUCGGGGAUGGGAGGUCGAGCACACUUCGACUUGGUCUCAACGCCUUCGGGGCUGGUCAUCGACGAUGUGGACUCGCAGGAUCGCGGCCUUUACCGCUGCAGGGUCGACUUCAGGGCCUCCCCCACCAGGAACGUCAGGGUGGAGCUUCUGGUGGUGGUACCACCGAGGCGGGUCACCAUCCUUGCGGAGGACGGAAGAGAGGUCACGGGGGUCAUCGGUCCUUACCCUCUAGGUGGACUGCUCACUCUCACCUGUCAGGUCACAGAAGGGUCUCCUCGGCCGUGGGUAGCCUGGUGGCACGAGGGGUCACUGCUGGACGAAGUCGUCGAGGAGGUCAAAGGUCAGAUAUCACGGAACGUGUUGAGCUUGCCCAACCUGAGUCGACAGCACCUGUACCGAGUCCUCACCUGCAUGACCAACAACUCUAAUCUGACCAUGUCGUUAGCGGCCACCGUCACUCUCGACAUGAGCUUUCCACCGUUGGAGGUGUCUAUCCUGGAGAAGAACGAGCCGCUGACGGAGGGGCUGAGGUACUCCCUGGCGUGUGAGGCCAGGGGCUCCAGGCCCCCAGCCGUCCUCACCUGGUGGAUUGAUGGCAUGUUGAUGACCGAUACCAAGCAUCAGGUGACGCAGGAGGGACAGGUGAGCAGGUCGACCCUCCACCUCGUCCCCAGCAGGAGCAACAACGGCGCUGUGGUCUCCUGCAGGGCUGACAACCCGCGCUUGGAGGCAGCUGCCCUGGAGGACUCUCGCAAGCUUAUUGUCUAUU
Messenger RNA from Procambarus clarkii (red swamp crayfish), 945 nucleotides. The record is from RefSeq and is a predicted model, not a curated record. NCBI's taxonomy places the organism in Eukaryota, Metazoa, Arthropoda, Malacostraca, Decapoda, Cambaridae.